Malaya genurostris is the source of this 1675-nucleotide messenger RNA. RefSeq names its product myogenic-determination protein (gene nau). Gene Ontology annotation, molecular function: DNA-binding transcription factor activity, RNA polymerase II-specific; protein dimerization activity; RNA polymerase II cis-regulatory region sequence-specific DNA binding. Lineage: Eukaryota; Metazoa; Arthropoda; Insecta; Diptera; Culicidae. The transcript has 5 exons. The record is from RefSeq and is a predicted model, not a curated record. The coding region runs from base 226 to 1242 and encodes 338 amino acids. Gene Ontology annotation, biological process: positive regulation of myoblast differentiation; muscle organ development; regulation of transcription by RNA polymerase II.
AUCACGCACGCACGAUCGCUACGAUGCUUGGUGUUGGUUACGGCUGCUGUCAGAAUUUGGAAAGGCAUUGCCUGCGGUGACAACAUAUGUGACAAACACAGCCGGGGGAAAAUCGCGGACCAAACAGUCUGCUCGUGGAUUUCAUCGAUGGUGAAUGGUCUGGCCCGGACGGAAAGACGGAUCGGAUCGGAUAGUGUGUGGUGUGCGAAGUGUCGUCUAUAGACCAUGACCAAGUUUAACAAAAAUCUUUGUCGGAAAACCAGUACGGGUUCGUGCCAACAGGAACUGAAACACGGUUACGAAAUCGAACAUCGAAGUGAUAACGGAAGCGGAAUCGGAAUGUUGGCGGGAAUGAACUUUGGAUCGAUGCAUAGAAGUGCAGUCACCGGAAGUGAAAGUGAUUUUUUGCGUGGUUUCGGCUCAAACGGGUUGUCCGCCGAACAGAAGCUACAGCUAAACAUACAACAGUUACAGAUCCGGCAGAAGCAGCUACAGUUGACCGACUAUGACGAUAAUAGUGAAAGCUCGGAAGAGCACGUGUUGGCUCCGACUGCCGGAUGUAUGGCCAGUCCUAAUCGGCCCUGCUUGACGUGGGCAUGUAAGGCAUGCAAGAAGAAAACCGUUACCGUGGAUAGACGGAAAGCAGCGACACUGCGGGAAAGGCGAAGGUUGAGGAAGGUGAACGAAGCAUUUGAAGUGCUGAAACGACGAACCAGCACGAAUCCCAACCAGCGAUUACCGAAGGUGGAAAUCCUCCGGAACGCAAUCGAGUACAUCGACAGUCUGCAGGCACUGCUAGAGGAAGCACCCCCGAUUCGACAGAGUCCGGAUAUACUCACCGACAGCAGUUCGGCAUCCAGCUUUUCGUCACCCCAGGACUACAUGAACUGCUGCUCCAACAGUUACUUGCGGGAACGAUUACACCAGCUCAGCAAGGACAGCGAUCGCUACUCCCCGAUUACAGGCCACACACCAGCGAGUGCAGCGGCCAACGGCUCUAGCUUGGAUUGCCUAAAUCUGAUCGUACAAAGCAUAACCAACGUGACAACGGCCGCGGUGGCAGCGGCGUCCGGUCCGAGUGGUACAUCAUUGCAUCAAAUCUCCUUUACAUCGCCUUCGUCGCCUCCGCUACCACCGUCGUCGUCGUCGUCGUCGUCGUCGUCAUCCUCCUCGUCAUCGUCAGCAUCGGCGUCUCCACCGUCGUCGGGAAUGGUGGCAAAGACGACACUUUCGCUACCGUGAACUCAGAAAACAAAACAACAAAGUACCACCAUCACAGUAAACCAGUAAAUCUUGCAACGAAAUGCCACAGUUCAAAUAAUAGUGCCUAGUUUUUUGAAACCGGCAGCCAGGCGUUGUUGUAAGGUUUUCCUAAUUAAUUGUAAAUAUUCGCUACGUAGAACAUAAACAAUGCGUUUUCGUGCACGCCACUGGUGACGCAAGAGAGGACAUCGGUCGGAUUCCUGCCAAACGGGGGUGGGAGCCGGGAAAUAACAAUGGCGCGGCAGUGAGCGCUAGCUGCUUUCCGAAGUCAUUAAAAUGCCAAAAAUUGCUUAAUAGGAAACGCAGAGGUAGAAUGCUGUUACAUAUUUUGCGCCAACUUAGAGUCUAGGAAUGUGAUUAUAAGCUUUUUGUACAUUUUAUCGGAAAAAGAAUAAUUAAAAUUACAAAUGAA